This is a messenger RNA of Zerene cesonia (dogface butterfly), 1155 nucleotides long. RefSeq names its product sperm flagellar protein 1-like. Gene Ontology annotation, cellular component: axoneme. NCBI's taxonomy places the organism in Eukaryota, Metazoa, Arthropoda, Insecta, Lepidoptera, Pieridae. The record is from RefSeq and is a predicted model, not a curated record. Gene Ontology annotation, molecular function: microtubule binding. Gene Ontology annotation, biological process: regulation of cytoskeleton organization. The coding region runs from base 1 to 1155 and encodes 384 amino acids. The transcript has 6 exons.
AUGUCAAUUGUAGACAGUCCAAUACCGCUAUCUGAUAUAGAGUCCGUGCUAUCCUGGGUAGAUACUUUUAAACUGUCGCGACCGACUAAGAAAAUUAACAGGGAUUUCUCUGAUGCAGUACUCCUGGCGGAGAUCCUUAGCGUGCACUAUCCGAAGCUGGUUGAGAUGCACAACUACCCUCCAAGGAACAGUCAUUCGUUGAAGCUGAAUAACUGGAUGACGUUAAAUCGGAAAGUGCUGAAGAAACUGAAGUUGAACUUGUGCUGCAAUACUAUGGAACAGCUGGCGAACUGUGCGCCUGGCGUUAUUGAAAGAGUACUGAUUAUGGUGAGAGAUAAGAUACAACGCGACGAGGAACUGAACAAGAGUUUGAAUCCCGAACAAAACGUCUCCAGCGGCGGCAGUUACUAUGAGGCUUGUGGAGACGAAGAACACGUGUUAAUUGUCCCCGUAAAGUCGAGGGUGAACGGUACAUUGGAGACAAUACAACAGAAGGUCGUCAGCUACGAGUCUUAUAUGACACUGAAACAAGAAUUGAAGGAUACGAAGGAUUCGAUUGAAGUUCUCAAACAAAAGGUAGACCAUCUUGACACUUUAAUAAAAUUGAAGGAAGAAAGGAUUGAUGAAUUGCAAAAGCAGCUAGAGAGAAAGCAAUCCAGGCGUAAAGAGAUAGAGGCGUUACAGAACAGUCUCGUCAUUCCAUUCGAAAUAGAACCACCUUCUCCAAAACUCAAUGAUAUUGUGAAUGCACCGAAUAAACCACUGCUCGUAAAAAAUGCGGACUCGGCCAGUAAGAUACCUAAGCUGGAAGACUUUACAAAGACGGCUAAUCACGAAGAAUCAACAAAACUAGAAGAAUCUAAAAUUCCAAUUCCCAAAGUGGACUUAAUUAAAUCUUUAUCUAAGCCUAGUAUAACCGAAGUUGCGUCUGAGCAACUUUCAAAAGAACCAGUAAAAAUAGAAAACGUGAAAUCUGAAGUUUUUAAAGAAAUAGAAAUUAUCGAUCAGAGAACCUUUGAUGCCUUUCUCGAUAACGAAGAAUAUAUAGAUAGCGAAUCAGGAAAUAAUGUUAUGACUAUAGCAAAUACAAUACAAAAAGAAAUAAGUGACAUUAGUCAAAUGAAUUUUAUUCAAAAUAUGAACUGUUUUAACUAA